This is a messenger RNA of Xenopus laevis (African clawed frog), 4346 nucleotides long. RefSeq names its product zinc finger SWIM domain-containing protein 6 (gene zswim6.L). NCBI's taxonomy places the organism in Eukaryota, Metazoa, Chordata, Amphibia, Anura, Pipidae. The coding region runs from base 252 to 3758 and encodes 1168 amino acids. The transcript has 14 exons. The record is from RefSeq and is a predicted model, not a curated record.
UUUCCACCCCGGUGUUAGAUUUGCUUAGCCGCGCCCUCUUUUGUCGUGACGUCACGGAGUUAUCUCGGCUUAACCACACCAUGUUUUCAGUUUAGUGACUCGGAGGGAGGCGGUGUUAUUGUCAAAAAUGUGAGUGUGGUAAAAGAAGAAAGGGGCGUGAUUGUAUGACAGUUGUGGGCGUGUCUUCUAUCUUCCUCCCCUAGUUUAUAACGUGCGAGCACUUCCGCUGUCUGGUCAGAAGCGGUGCGAUCAUGGCGGAGCGCGGUCAGCAGCCUCCGGCUAAACGGCUCUGCUGUAGACCAGGCUUUAGCUCGUCAUGUAGGCCCGGGCAACGGGCGGGCGGAGCCUCAUGUGGGGCCGGCGGCUCUGCCCACGGUUUGUCCGGCAGGACUCAGGACCCGGAGUCUUUGCUGGAUAUCGCGGCCCGGAAGGUGGCGGAGAAGUGGCCCUUCCAGCGGGUAGAGGAACGUUUCGAGAGGAUCCCGGAGCCGGUGCAGCGGCGUAUAGUCUACUGGUCGUUUCCCCGGAGUGAGAGGGAGAUAUGCAUGUACUCUUCGUUUAACACGGGCGGGGAAGAUGGAGCCGGGGCCGCCUCCGGAGUGGUGUCCAAUGCAGGAGCCUCGGGGACUGCCGUGGGACCGGGUGCGGCAGUAGUGGGGGCGGCCUCGGUAGCGUCUACAGCGGGAGUGUCGGCAAGCGGGGAGACUAACGACGAGACCCGGCUGCCCUUCCGCCGGGGAAUUGCUCUAUUGGAGGGCGGCUGCGUGGACAAUGUCCUGCAAGUGGGUUUUCACUUGAGCGGCACAGUGACGGAGCCCGCCAUGCAGUCGGAGCCAGGAACAGUUUGCAAUGUAGCAAUCAGUUUUGAUCGUUGCAAGAUUACCUCAGUGACCUGCAGCUGUGGAAACAAGGACAUCUUUUAUUGCGCCCAUGUUGUGGCACUCUCCUUAUACCGCAUCCGCAAGCCUGACCAGGUCAAACUGCAUCUUCCUAUUUCAGAGACCCUCUUUCAAAUGAACAGAGACCAGCUGCAGAAAUUUGUACAGUAUUUGAUCACAGUUCACCACACCGAGGUUUUGCCAACGGCUCAGAAGUUAGCAGAUGAGAUUCUGUCGCAGAACUCUGAAAUCAAUCAAGUUCACGGUGCUCCAGACCCCACAGCCGGUGCUAGCAUUGAUGAUGAAAACUGCUGGCAUUUGGACGAAGAACAAGUCCAGGAACAGGUCAAGUUGUUCCUCUCCCAAGGAGGUUACCAUGGAUCAGGGAAGCAACUCAAUUUGCUCUUUGCAAAGGUGAGGGAAAUGCUGAAGAUGAGGGACUCCAAUGGAGCUCGUAUGUUAACAUUAAUUACGGAGCAGUUCAUGGCUGAUCCUCGGCUUUCCCUUUGGAGGCAACAAGGCACUGCAAUGACUGACAAGUACAGGCAGCUCUGGGAUGAACUAGGUGCUUUAUGGAUGUGCAUAGUACUGAAUCCACAUUGCAAAGCAGAACAGAAGGCGAUUUGGCUGAAACAGCUAAAAAAAUGGAACAGUGUUGAUGUCUGUCCUUGGGAGGAUGGAAACCAUGGCAAUGAGCUGCCCAACUUAACCAACGCCUUGCCUCAGGGUGGAAAUGCCAAUCAGGAUUCAUCACAUCGGCCUCAUCGGACAGUGUUCACACGAGCAAUAGAGGCCUGUGAUCUCCACUGGCAAGAUAGCCACUUACAGCACAUUAUUAGCAGCGACCUUUACACCAACUACUGUUACCAUGACGACACUGAAAACUCCCUCUUCGAUUCUCGUGGGUGGCCCCUCUGGCAUGAACAUGUUCCAACAGCAUGUGCCAGGGUUGAUGCACUGCGAUCACAUGGCUACCCACGGGAAGCCCUCCGACUAGCAAUAGCCAUUGUCAACACACUAAGAAGACAGCAGCAAAAACGCAUGGACAUUUUUCGGGUGCAGAAGAAAGAGUUGGUUCACAAAGGGAUAACAACAAUAACAAAUCUUGAAGGCUGGGUUGGCCAUCCGUUGGAUCCUAUUGGUACUCUGUUUAGUAGCCUAAUGGAAGCCUGUAGAGUGGAUGAUGAGGGUUUCCAUGGGUUCUCAGAUUUUGCAGAUGGCUUUGGGCAUUGCAAAUCUCUAGAAUACCAACACCUGUCCCCACACAAGUUCCUGGAAGAAGGGGAAUCUUAUUUAACGCUGGCUGUGGAGGUAGCGCUAAUCGGCCUGGGGCAGCAGCGAAUAAUGCCAGAUGGCUUGUACGCGCAAGAGAAGGUUUGUCGGAACGAGGAGCAACUCAUUUCUAAGCUGCAAGAAAUUGAAUUGGAUGAUACUCUAGUGAAAAUAUUCCGAAAGCAAGCAGUCUUCCUAUUAGAAGCUGGGCCAUACAGCGGACUGGGUGAAAUCAUUCAUCGAGAGAGUAUUCCAAUGCACACAUUUGCCAAGUAUCUCUUCACAUCCCUCCUACCUCACGAUGCUGAAUUGGCAUACAAAAUUGCACUGAGAGCCAUGAGGUUGCCAGUGUUGGAAUCCACAGCUCCCACUGGAGAUAUGUCCCGCCCACACCACAUUGCCUCAGUCGUUCCUAACCGUUAUCCCCGCUGGUUCACCCUGAGUCAUAUUGAGUCACAACAGUGUGAACUGGCUUCUACUAUGCUGACUGCAGCCAAAGGUGAUGUUAGAAGGCUGGAAACAGUGUUAGAAUCCAUCCAGAAAAAUAUUCACUCCUCGUCGCACAUAUUUAAGCUUGCACAAGAUGCAUUCAAAAUAGCGACCUUAAUGGAUAGCUUACCGGAUAUAACGCUCCUUAAAGUGUCUCUGGAACUUGGCCUCCAGGUUAUGCGAAUGACGUUAUCAACUUUAAACUGGCGCCGCCGUGAAAUGGUCAGGUGGUUGGUAACAUGCGCAACUGAAGUAGGGGUGUAUGCAUUGGACAGCAUCAUGCAGAGUUGGUUUACCCUCUUCACUCCAACAGAAGCCACUAGUAUUGUUGCUACGACAGUGAUGUCUAACAGCACCAUUGUUCGCUUGCAUCUGGACUGCCAUCAACAAGAGAAAUUGGCAGGCAGUGCUAGGACGCUUGCACUCCAGUGUGCUAUGAAGGACCCUCAAAACUGUGCCCUCUCAGCACUUACUUUAUGUGAAAAGGAUCACAUAGCUUUCGAGACUGCUUACCAAAUUGUCCUGGAUGCUGCUACAACCGGCAUGAGCUACACACAGCUUUUUACAAUAGCGCGGUACAUGGAACACCGUGGUUACCCCAUGCGGGCGUACAAACUGGCAACGUUGGCCAUGACUCACCUCAACUUGAGUUACAACCAGGAUACACACCCUGCCAUUAAUGACGUUUUGUGGGCUUGUGCACUAAGCCACUCGCUUGGGAAAAACGAGCUAGCCGCAAUUAUACCUCUGGUGGUCACAAGUGUCAAAUGUGCGACAGUACUCUCAGACAUUUUGCGCAGGUGCACUUUGACCACCCCCGGGAUGGUGGGACUUCACGGACGAAGGAACUCUGGCAAGCUCAUGUCACUGGACAAAUCCCCUUUGAGACAGCUUUUAGAUGCCACAAUUGGGGCCUACAUCAACACAACGCAUUCACGACUCACACACAUCAGCCCUCGUCACUACAGCGAAUUUAUAGAGUUUCUAAGUAAGGCCCGAGAGACCUUCCUCAUGGCUCACGACGGACUCAUUCAGUUUACACAGUUUAUUGACAACUUAAAACAAAUCUACAAAGGCAAAAAGAAACUGAUGAUGUUGGUGCGCGAGCGGUUCGGUUGAUGACUGUGUGUGAAUUUGGGGGUGGGGGGGGGAGGGACGGUUUGUUUUUACUUGAGCCUGCCUUUGUAUCCUUUUUAACUUAAGAAGAAAAAAAAAAUGUCAAAACAGUACAAAAAAAAAUAUAUAUAAGAAAACAGAGCCACACCGGUAUUAUGUGUAUAGUUCUCCUGAGUUUGCAGAUGAAAGUGUCAUGUUGUGAAAGAUUGUGUAUUUUUUUUCUUUUUGUUUUCCACUUAUCUGUGUGUAUGAGAGAGGUUUUCAAGUUCAGGGCAGAGAAGGGGGUGUUUACCCUGGGGGGGGAAUUGUGAGGGGGUAAAAUGUGAAGUGGAAUCUGUAAAAUUCCUGCUCUUGAAUUACACUUCCUAGUGUUGGGGGAUUGUAUCUCAACAGCUGACCAGUUUUAUAUCAUUUUCAUAGUGGAGAGCCAACCUUUCUACAUCACCCAGGGACCCCCCUUCUCUUCUAACUCCGGCCCUGCUAAGUUUGGUUUACACUGAGUAUAUGUUGUCAAGUGGCAGAAGCCCACAUAGCUCUACCGUUCCUCUUGUAUUCGUUCAUAGCCUCAAAAAAAAAAAAAAUAUAUAUAUA